UGGCACGAUGACCGGGCCGGAUGAUUUUUCGGACGGUGAAAGCACUCCUCUGACUCAGGACUAUGGCGGAAGCCAACGUACCGUCGUCGAGACGAAGGGAUGGGACGUGUUCCGGAAUCCACCACCGAAAAUCGACUCCGGCUCUAUGGCGAAUCAGAGUUGCCUGGAGAGGAUGGUGCAAGUGACCAAGGUCCUCGUCUACCUGCUCGUGUUCGUCAUAGUACUGGGAAGCGGCGUGGUCGCCAAAGGAACGAUCCUCUUCAUGACGUCGCAGCUCCGGCAGGACAGAAGAAUCAUUUACUGCAACAGACAAUUAGAUCGGGAGAAUCAGUACAUGGUGGUGUUGCCCGAGGAGGAGAGGGUCGCAUGGAUAUGGUGCAUAAUAAUCGCCUUCGUGGUGCCGGAGUUCGGUACGCUGAUCCGCAGCAUCCGCAUGUGCAUCUUCAAGUCGUGGAAGAAGCCGCAUUCGGCGCACUUUCUCCUGGUCUGCAUCAUGGAGACCUUCCACGUCGUCGGGCUGGCCCUGAUGUUCCUCGCAGUGCUGCCGGAUCUGGACGUCGUCAAAGGGGCGAUGCUGACCAAUUGCGUGUGCUUCGUGCCCGGAUUGCUAGGCCUACUUUCCCGUAACAAAAGCAAAGACGAGUCCAAACGUUUCGUUCUCGUUCUGGUCGACAUCGCCGCUCUGGCCGCUCAAGCGACCAGCUUCGUCCUGUGGCCGCUCUUGGACAGCUCCAGGCGGUCUCUGUGGCUCAUCCCGGUGGCGUUGUUCCUCGUCUCCUGUGGCUGGUGGGAGAACUACGUCUCCACGCAGAGUCAGAUCGGUCUAAUCAGGUCACUCGGAAGAGUGAAGAAGGAAAUGAGAUUGACGCGAUACUUCACCUACAUGCUGGUGACAGUGUGGAAGAUCGUGGCGUUCUUCAUCAGCGUAUUACUGAUAGUCUAUAUCAAGGAAGAGAAGGUGGGCCACCUGUUCACCAUGUUGAGCAGCGCCUUCGGCCCGCACAAGAUCACCGUGACACCCACCAAACUCGCGACUUCCGGCACUUCGCCCGAUCUCAUGGAAAUUCUCAUCGCAGGCGGAGACGCCACCGAGACCAUCGACGCCGACUUCCACACGCCGAUCUACGUACUCCUGCUGCAGGUCUUCGGCGCUUACUUCGCUUACAUCUUCGGCAAAUUCGCGUGCAAGAUCCUGAUCCAAGGCUUCAGCUACGCCUUCCCGGUGAACCUCACCAUACCGGUCUCGAUUUCACUGCUGAUCGCCGCGUGCGGCCUCCGCAACGGCGACCCCUGCUUCUUCCACGGCACGAUUCCGGAUUAUCUGUUUUACGAGUCGCCGCCGUUGCACUUCCUCAACGAGUUCGUGUCGAAGCAGUACGCCUGGGUGUGGCUGCUUUGGCUGUUAUCGCAAACCUGGAUCACCCUGCACAUCUGGACGCCGAAAUGCGAGCGUCUCGCGUCUACGGAGAAACUCUUCGUGGUGCCGAUGUACGACUCUCUGCUGAUCGACCAGUCGAUGGGACUCAACAGAAGAAGAGACGAUCAGCCGGAAGUCAAGGUCGAGGAUCUAGCGGAGAUAGAGAAGGAGAAGGGCGAUGGGGACUACGAGACGAUUUACGAGCAGACGGAUGGCUCGACCACACCUCCGUCCGCGGUGAAAAGCAGCGAUCACGUAACCAGGAUUUACGCUUGCGCUACUAUGUGGCACGAGAAUAAGGAGGAGAUGAUGGAGUUCCUGAAGAGUAUCCUGCGGCUGGACGAGGACCAAUGCGCGCGACGCGUCGCCCAGAAGUACCUGAGAGUCGUCGAUCCCGAUUACUACGAAUUCGAAACUCACAUAUUCUUCGACGACGCGUUCGAGCUGUCUGAUCACGACGAAAACGAGUCGCAGGUGAAUCGGUUCGUGAAGCUGCUGGUCGGCACGUUGGAUGAGGCCGCGUCGGACGUGCACCAGACGAGGAUGCACGUGAGAGCGCCGAAGAAGUAUCCGACUCCUUAUGGUGGUCGUUUGGUCUGGACUCUGCCCGGUAAGACGAAGAUGAUCGCUCAUCUGAAGGAUAAGAGCAAGAUCCGGCACAGGAAGCGAUGGAGUCAGGUAAUGUACAUGUAUUACCUGCUGGGACAUCGUUUGAUGGAGUUGCCGAUCAGCGUCGAUCGCAAGGAAGUGAUCGCCGAGAAUACAUUCUUGCUGACGCUCGACGGCGAUAUCGACUUCCAACCGGCUGCCGUGAAGCUCCUCGUGGACCUGAUGAAGAAGAAUAAGAAUCUGGGCGCCGCCUGCGGUCGCAUCCAUCCGGUCGGUUCCGGGCCGAUGGUGUGGUACCAGAUGUUCGAAUACGCGAUCGGUCACUGGCUGCAGAAGGCCACCGAGCAUAUGAUCGGCUGCGUACUCUGUAGCCCGGGAUGCUUCUCCCUGUUCAGAGGCAAAGCCCUGAUGGACGACAACGUGAUGAAGAAGUACACGACCAGGUCCGACGAGGCGAGACACUACGUGCAGUACGAUCAGGGCGAGGAUCGUUGGCUGUGCACGUUGUUGCUGCAACGAGGUUACCGGGUGGAAUACUCAGCUGCGAGCGACGCUUACACUCACGCGCCGGAAGGAUUCAACGAGUUUUACAAUCAACGACGCCGCUGGGUGCCCUCCACCAUUGCGAACAUCAUGGACCUGCUGAUGGACGCGAAGCGCACGAUCAAGAUCAACGACAAUAUCUCGCUGCCUUAUAUCUCCUAUCAGAUCCUGCUGAUGGGUGGCACGAUCCUAGGCCCCGGCACGAUCUUCCUCAUGUUGGUGGGUGCCUUCGUGGCGGCCUUCAAGAUCGACAACUGGACCAGCUUCUACUACAACAUCAUUCCCAUCCUGCUCUUCAUGAUCAUCUGUUUCACGUGUAAAGCCAAUAUACAGCUUUUGUGCGCCCAGAUCCUGUCGACGGCGUACGCGAUGAUCAUGAUGGCGGUGAUCGUAGGUACGGCCCUACAACUCGGCGAGGACGGCAUAGGCUCGCCUUCGGCGAUCUUUCUCAUAUCCCUCUCGAGCUCGUUUUUCAUAGCGGCCUGCCUGCAUCCGCAGGAGUUUUGGUGCAUCGUACCCGGCAUCAUAUACCUGCUGUCCAUCCCGUCUAUGUACCUGCUCCUCAUACUCUAUUCCAUCAUCAAUCUUAAUGUUGUGUCAUGGGGCACUCGAGAGGUUCAAGUGAAAAAGACGAAGAAGGAGCUCGAGCAGGAAAAGCGAGAAGCAGAGGAGGCGAAGCGGAAGGCCAAGCAGAAGUCCCUACUGGGCUUCCUGCAGAACGGCGCGGGUACCAACGACGACGACCAAGGCUCCAUCGAGAUCUCACUGGCGGGUCUAUUCAAGUGCUUGCUGUGCACCCACGGCAAGCCUUCCGCAGAGAAGCAGCAGCUGGUGGCGAUCGCGGAGUCCCUAGAGCAGCUUGGGAAACGAUUGGAAACGAUCGAGAGGGCGGUGGAUCCUCACGCUGGUCGCAGACGAGCCUCGUCCGUGGGCUCGAGGACCGCCGAUCACUUGGACGCGAUCGGCGAGGACCCUGCCGAGGAUGACAACAGUAACAGCGAGACCGAGACGGUUGCCAGCCAGAACACCGAGGCUAAUCGCAACGGCAGCAAUUUCCUCUCGAGGCCGUACUGGUUGAACGACGAGGGUCUGAAGAAGGGCGAGGUGGACGUGCUGUCGAUGCAGGAGGAGCAGUUCUGGAAGGAUCUGCUGGAGAAGUAUCUCUAUCCGAUCGACGAGGACAAGGCCGAGAAGGCACGAAUCGCCAAAGAUCUAAAGGACCUUCGCGACCAGAGCGUCUUUGCGUUCUUUAUGAUGAACGCCCUCUUCGUCCUGAUCGUCUUUCUGCUGCAAUUGAACAAAGACUUGUUGCACAUCAAGUGGCCGUUCGGCAUCAAGACGAACAUCUCGUAUGACGAAAGCACCUCGGAGGUGCACAUCACGAAGGAAUAUCUGCAACUUGAGCCGAUCGGUCUCGUUUUCGUAUUCUUCUUCGCGCUGAUAUUGGUCAUACAAUUCACCGCGAUGUUGUUCCACCGUUUCGGCACUCUGGCUCACAUCCUGGCCAGCACGAGCUUGGACUGUUGCAAGAAGACGAAGGAUCUCUCGGAGGAAGCCUUGCUGUCGAAACACGUGGUCGACAUAGUGAGAGACCUCCAGAGAUUAGAGGGUAUAGAAGGCGACUAUGACGAAGGCAGCGGCAGCGGGCCCGGCAGACGAAAAACGAUCAGGAACCUGGAGAAGAGCCGUAGGAAGACGCAGGCGAUCAACACGCUCGAUGUGGCAUUUAGACAACGCUUCUUCAGCAUGUCCGAAGGCGCAGGUAAGAACAUGUCGACUAGACGCACGACGGAGGCGUUCAAGGCCUUCGAGGGCAGGCGCAACAGCAUAAUGGCGAUGCGCAGGAAGUCGCAGAUGCAGACCUUGGGCGCGAACAACAUCUACGGUGUGGCCGGCAACCCGCUCGGGAUCCAGGGCCGUCCGUCUAGGAGCAGCCAGAUCUCCGUGAAGGACGUGUUCGACAAUCGCGAGGGACAUUCGGGACACGUGAACGCCGGUUACGAGGGCGAAGAGAGCCCCGGCAACAGCCUGAGGCUGCAGAAUCUCGGCAAUCAAGUGACGUGGCGGGAGGAGAAAUCCAACAUGUGAUCUCCCCCCAAAGACCGAGUCCGAUGAAUCGACGGACAGCCUGGCGAAUUGCUCGCACUACGAUUGAGCCAACUUGUUUCUCCACGAGUCGUUUUGAAUUCGUAUCCUUCGGAUUAAUUGGUUAAAAUUCAAAUUAAUCUGAUAAAGAAAAAGUUCCAGAUAUAGGAACAAUUUUACGUAGAAAGAUUGCAACUUUCUGAGACUUCGUAAAAUCUUCUUACGAGACUACCGGUCUCGCCGUUCAACUUAUCCCGAUUACGUUCUCGUGGUUUUCCAGACACGAUCGUCGAUUUGGUUUCUCAAGAUACGGAUCUAAGACACUUUGGAAGCGGAACAACAAAGAAGAUUCGCGCGGUCUUUAGUAAUAAAUCGUAAAUAAGGCACCGAUCACGGCGUCCACGAGCGCGAGCAUGUUAUCGAGAAGUGUGCGGAAUCGCGCACGAAGAGAUCGCGACGAGAAAGCGCUCGGGAUGAUUCUGUUGUAGAUACUCGCGAUUCACCAACGCAUGCGCUUUGCAUUACGACUGACGCUCUUCUCGCGUUUGUUAACUCGUUCAUUCAUCUGCCGUCGAAGUUCAAAGAACUCACGGAAAUGCGAGUGCAAAUGUGAGUGCCGCGCCGAGCGUCCGAAUUAUUUAUCGCGCGUAUUCUCGAUGGAUGUUCCGGCCAACUGUUACGUGUAGCGCCUUCGUUUUUUAUUUUUCUAUAAGUAACCUCAUACGAAGGUAAGAAACACUCGCACUUUAUUCAUCAUAAGGUUAGCCCUAUACCGAAACCGCGCGAAUUUCUCCGACCACCGACGGCCGCGCCCGUUAAAAAAUUUCCCCCUAUAAUUAUGUAUGAAAUAUGUCCAUAUAUGCAAAUAUAUAAUUAUAUAUGAU
This is a messenger RNA of Dinoponera quadriceps, 5538 nucleotides long. RefSeq lists its product as uncharacterized. The record is from RefSeq and is a predicted model, not a curated record. Lineage: Eukaryota; Metazoa; Arthropoda; Insecta; Hymenoptera; Formicidae. The transcript is spliced from 19 exons. Gene Ontology annotation, molecular function: chitin synthase activity. Gene Ontology annotation, cellular component: cell periphery; cell septum. Bases 8 to 4657 code for a protein of 1549 amino acids.